GAAAAAGUGGUGUUGAUUCAUCAAUUAUGGCUCUAUGUUGUGACGUAUUACAAACUGACUUUUUUGCAAAAUGGGAUAUUAAAGAUCUGAUGAACAACUAUAGAAACGCGAUUAACGUUUUAUGUAGUACGAAUAUCGAACUUUUGCAGUUAGUAUUGGCCGUCGCCUUACUUAAGGAAUUCGUAAAUUGUCUUUGGAGUUCAUUAGAAUCAAUUCAAAACACAGAAACAGAAGCUAUGAUGUUCAAUAACAAAAUAGAAAAUAUUGAAGAAGUGAUUGAUGACAUUAAUCAAGCCAUGGAACGUCAAUCGUCGCUGAUUCGCUCACUCAAAUUAUAUUUUCUACGUGAUUUAUAUGUCAAAGGGCUCUCAUUGCACGGAAUUAAAUGUUUUUGUGAAGUACAACGCAGAACAUUUCAAUGGUUAGCUGAUUUUGAUUGGGGAGAAAACAAUAGUAAGAUUAACUUUGUAGCUUAUCGUUGUUACAACCAAUACUUAGAAGCAGAAACAACGUUUACUCCACUAUAUAAACGCGGUCAACCUAUGCAAUUUGAACAAUUUUUGAAUGGAGUUUCAAAUAACUCAACAAUAAGCACUAAAAUUAUCUCUUCAGAAACGAGUCAGACAGAGCUAUUGAUUAGAUCAGUUAUUGUCCAUACUAUUGCACUUCAUUCUUGCAUCUCUGCAGCAAAUUUUCCAUUAGCUGCAUACCUACAAACUUUAAAGGCUUGUAAAGACAUAUUUAUAUUGACAUCUCGCGUAGAAACUGAUUUCCUUCUUGAACUCACGAAUGCCCUUGGAAAUUUUACGCGUGCGGCUACACAUAUAUCGUUGGUGAAUGCGGUGGAACACAUUUGUCCACGAUGUGGAAAUCGUAUUGGUGGAUUAAAUUACACUGUCAAUCUAGGUAACAAGCGUCUCAAUGCUCAAGUAAUUAAUGGAGCCAAUGAGACAGUAACCCAAUUAGGCUACGUUUAUGAACCUAUUGAGAGCAGAAAAUAUGUAAACUAUCGUCUUCGUGAUUUAACGCCGGUUUCCUAUCGUAUAUUACAUUUUUUUGUGCAUGUACUUAUUGCUGCUGCAUCAAACGAAGAUCAUCAAGAUUUUUUCAAUAAUCAACAGAAUAAUGAAGCAAUUCAAGAACCUUUAGUUUAUUGUCAAAGUCAUAUAGAGAAUGAUUGGCAAAUAUUGACACGUCUGUUUGAUUGUAAUGAUGAGACCUUGGCUCUUGUAUUACAUUCAAUACUACAUUCUAUAUCUGAGAGUUCAAACGAAGUAAAGAUAAAAUUGGACACAGUAGAGAAACGACGAGCUUGGGAAAAUGAAUUCGCUCAACGUUACAUAAAUCCCAAAGUUGCUAAUGCUCGCCAUACCGCAACAGAUUUUCAAAAAUCAAUUAAAGAUUCUAAACGCACACUUGAAAGUGAAAUUAAUAAAACUUUAGAUAUUGAUGAAAAAUAUCAAGAAGAUUUUCAUCCACGAAUUUGGCGACGAGCAUCCAUCAGCAUUAACGAAGAGGUAUCUAUCAACAUUAACAAAGAGGCAUCUAUCAACAUCAACGAAGAGGCAUCUAUUAAUAUUAACGAAGAUGCAUCUAUUAACAUCAAUGAAGAGGCAUCUAUAAAUAUUAACAAAGAGGUAUCUAUCAAUAUUAACGAAGAGGCAUCCAUCAACAUCAAUGAAGAAGCAUCCAUCAACUUUAAUGAAGAGGCAUCCAUCAACAUCAAUGAAGAGGCAUCCAUAAAUAUUAAUGAAAAGGCAUCUAUCGAGGAAGCAUUAAUUAGAAGGUCUCCCAAUAAAAGAUAUCCAAACUUUACUACAGAAUUUCCAUUUUUGUCAUUAUUCUUUGAAAAUCAUGAGGAAUUGAUAUUGAUAAAAAAUCUGGUGCCAAUUGUGAAAUUCUCCCAAAUUCUUUCUUCAAGAUUAUGCUAUCGAUUGAAAAGAAGUGAUGCGCGCAAUCUUACGUUUGAACGAUUUCUUAAAAACAAUGAAGGACUAUCACCAGAAAAUCUUUAUGAAGCCUUUGAAAAUUUUGCCAAAGUAUGGAACUCUGUUAGGGAGCACGUUGUUCAGUUUGAAUGUCAUGAGUUUACAACUCCGAUGCUCGAAAUGACCAACAACCUCUCUGUAGUUUAUGCAUUAUUCGAAAAAAGGGACGAAUCAUUAUAUCUAUGUGGCGCGAUCGAAUUUUUGGCAAAUUUACAAAAUAAAUUCCUGCAACGGGUCUUGGCUAUUGAACCUGGUUGUCCUUCGUUAAGAUUUUUAGAAGGGCAAUUUAUAAAUAAUGCUAAAUGUCAUGUUCCUCAACAUCAAUAUUAUAUUGAAUCGUUAUUUCUUUCUGAGAUACGUGCUAAAAAUAUUAUAAAUUAUGAAUGGAAUCCUGAAUUACUUUCCUAUAGUCAACGUAAUCUUGAGCUUGUUCAUCUUAACAAAAAUGACGCACUUGGGUUAGAUGUGUUCCUUUAUCAUCUUGAACUAUUUUCAACUUCUCGAACUAUUUUGAGUGAAAUCAGAGAGUUAAUUCUUCAAGAUCAAAUUCCAGCUGAAAAACUUGAAUUUUUCUCUAUGGCUUCUUCAUAUAAUGCUUCAUCCAGAUUUACCUUUAGUGGUUUGAAUACUGCUGAUAUGGUUCCUGUUUUUGAUAAUCCCACGGAACUAUUAUCUGAACUUGAGAUUCUACUUUGUUUUUUGAGGCAAAUUUUGGCUGGAGAUCUUAAUGGAUUAAGAUUGAAACAUGUUGUAGCACUAUAUGAACUAGUGGAAGAAAAAAUUGCUGAUGUAGAAAUUGAGUAUAUAUCAGAUAAAUAUAAAGUCAAAAUAUCACAAAAAGACGAAAUUAAUGCAAAUAUUGAUUUUGAACAGUCACAUGGUAUUGGUGGUGGUAGUAGUAUAAAUAAACUUAAAAUUCCACAUGUAGCUUUUGCAUUAGUAUUGAAAAGAUUCAUGUUUCGUUAUUUGUCAUCAGAGAUGUAUAAUCCUAAUGAGAUACUCGCCAACUUUUUAGCUGGUGAUACCCUUAUUGAUUGUUGGCCAGUUUGGGUACCUGAUAAUAUUAUUCAUGAUAAAUUUCCAAAGUUAUUAUUAGCUACGAACAUUUAUGAUGCAUAUCAAUAUACGAUUCAGCAAAAAGAGAUUUCAAGGACAAGUUUUAGUUCAAGUAUACAUGGUGGGAAUUCUAGGGGUCAUGGAAGUCGUGGAGGUCGCAGAGGUCACGGAGGUAGUGGAAAUGUUGAUUUGAUGUAA
Molecule: messenger RNA, 3242 nt
Organism: Scutellospora calospora
Lineage: Eukaryota; Fungi; Glomeromycota; Glomeromycetes; Diversisporales; Gigasporaceae
Source: the annotation of a GenBank genome assembly